AUGUCCAACAGAAGCUCCAUCACGCACUUCCUCCUGCUGGCAUUGGCAGACACAUGGCAGCUGCAGCUCCUGCACUUCUGCCUCUUGCUGGGCAUCUCCCUGGCAGCCCUCCUGGGAAACAGCCUCAUCAUCAGCGCCAUAGCCUGCGACCACCACCUGCACACUCCCAUGUUCUUCUUCCUGCUCAACCUGGCCCUCACUGACCUGGGCUCCAUCUGCACCACUGUCCCCAAAGCCAUGCACAAUUCCCUCUGGAACACCAGCAGCAUCUCCUACUCAGGAUGUGCUGCUCAGCUCUUUUUCUUUAUGUUCUUCACCUCAGCAGAGUAUUUCCUCCUGACCAUCAUGUGCUACGACCGCUACGUGUCCAUCUGCAAACCCCUG
Melospiza melodia melodia is the source of this 384-nucleotide messenger RNA. RefSeq names its product olfactory receptor 14I1-like. NCBI's taxonomy places the organism in Eukaryota, Metazoa, Chordata, Aves, Passeriformes, Passerellidae. The transcript has a single exon. Gene Ontology annotation, biological process: G protein-coupled receptor signaling pathway. Gene Ontology annotation, molecular function: G protein-coupled receptor activity; odorant binding; olfactory receptor activity. The annotation marks the transcript as partial. Gene Ontology annotation, cellular component: membrane. The record is from RefSeq and is a predicted model, not a curated record.